Molecule: messenger RNA, 3110 nt
Organism: Mangifera indica (mango)
Lineage: Eukaryota; Viridiplantae; Streptophyta; Magnoliopsida; Sapindales; Anacardiaceae
Product: zinc finger CCCH domain-containing protein 30-like
Exons: 2
Coding region: 416-2572 (718 amino acids)
Molecular function (GO): metal ion binding; protein binding
Source: RefSeq, a predicted model, not a curated record
AGUUUCAUUCUUCUCGUUCCUUCUCCUCCAUUUUCAUUUUUUUCUUUAUUUUGAAAUCUUCCAUUUUCAAUUUCAAUUCUAAUUCGAAUUUUCUAAAUUUUACUUUCUUUUCUUCCCCUACAAACAAUCUCUUUCUUAAUUCAUAGUUCAGUUCAGUUCAGUUUUUCGUUUCCUCGUUGGCAUCGAACUUGAAGAAGAUGUUUACAAGUUGUGCUAUAAAACAACGCUUCAUCUAUUAUACCUCUGUUUCGUCUUCUUCUGCCACUUUACUUGAGACUGCUUCGGCCAUUGAUUGAUCUUUGUUCUGUAGAUCCCUAAGGCCUCAUGUUGAUUUCUCUUUUAUUUCUCUCCCCUUAGACCUGUUGACAUCUCUCAGACUCACCUCCUGCUUCAGAUUUUGUAUGCUAGUUGAAGUAUGUGCUGUGGUCCAGAGAGAUCAAAAUCUGGCAACAAAGAUAUGAAUAACCAUAUUGUUGAGACUGAAGAUUCUUUUUCCAGCUUACUUGAACUUGCUUCUAACAAUGAUGUUGAAGGCUUUAAGCGAGUAUUAGAGCGGGAUCUUUCUUGUGUUGACAAGGUUGGGCCCUGGUAUGGCCGUCAAAAAGGCUCAAAACAAAUAGUUUGUGAGCCUAGAACUCCAUUGAUGGUUGCUGCUACCUAUGGUAGUGUUGAUGUUAUUAAGCUUAUACUUCUGCAUUCUAUGGCUGACGUAAAUCUAUCAUGUGGCCCGGACGAAAGCACUGCUCUUCAUUGUGCUGCUUCUGGAGGUUCACCUAAUAUGGUUGAUGUUGUUAGACUUCUCUUAGCUGCAGGUGCAGAUCCAUGUUGUGUUGAUGCCAAUGGUCUACGUCCGGUUGAUGUUAUUGCUGUUCCACCAAAGCUGCAGGGCAUGAGAGUCGCUCUUGAAGAACUUCUUGGAAUCAAUUGUGCUUCUGGUGUUACACAUGAUGUUGAGCGCAGUUUAACAGUGUCGAUUAGUUCUUCUAAUAGUAGCUCCCCAAUCCUCUCUUCAUCAGGCAGUGAGUCACCACCAUCUCCUACUGAGUUAGUAUCGUCUCCAAUGGCCUCAAAGUUUAAUGAUGGAUCUGUCAGUAUUGUGGCUGAAAAGAAAGAAUACCCAAUUGAUCCAUCUCUCCCAGACAUUAAAAACAGCAUUUAUUCGACUGAUGAGUUUCGGAUGUUCUCCUUCAAAAUUCGUCCUUGUUCCCGAGCAUAUUCCCAUGAUUGGACGGAGUGCCCUUUUGUCCACCCAGGGGAGAACGCCCGACGAAGAGAUCCUCGGAAGUUUCAUUAUAGUUGUGUGCCUUGCCCUGAUUUUCGUAAAGGUUCUUGUAGGCGUGGUGAUAUGUGUGAGUACGCUCAUGGAGUGUUUGAGUGCUGGCUACACCCGGCUCAAUACAGAACUCGGCUUUGCAAAGACGGCACAAGUUGCAACAGGCGGGUUUGCUUUUUCGCCCACACAGCUGAAGAACUUCGCCCCUUGUAUGUCUCUUCUGGAUCUGUGGUUCCUUUACCACGAUUGUCUGUAAGCAGUGCUGGUGUCAUGGAUAUGGCUGCCACAUUGAGCCUUAUCCCUGGAUCUCCCUCAUCGCUGUCUGCCAUGUCACCUAAUCCCUUUACUCAACCCCUGUCUCCUUCAGGGAAUGGCAAUAUGCACUCAUCCAUGGCGUGGCCACAACCAAAUGUGCCUACACUUAAUCUUCCGGGGAGCAACAUUCAAUCGAGUCGCUUAAGGUCUUCCCUCAGCGCAAGAGAUAUCACUGCUGAUGAUUCUAGCGUGUUAUCAGAACUUGAUACCCAACAACAGAUUUUUAAUGAUCUAACUUGCAUUUCACACUCACGAAACAAUUCUGUGUCUUUGAGUCGCUGUGGUCGGACUAAAACACUGAAUCCCUCAAAUCUUGAGGAGCUCUUCUCUGCUGAGGUUUCUUCAUCUCCUACGUAUUCUGAUCAGGCUGUUUUCUCCCCUGGCCACAAAUCAGCUGUUCUCAACCAACUCCAACAACAAAGCAUGCUCUCUCCCAUUAAUACAAACGUUUUCUCUCCGAAAAAUGUAGAGCACCCACUAAGGCAGGCUUCGUUUGGAGUUGGAUCUCCUGGUAGAAUGUCACCAAGAAAUGUGGAGCCAAUUUCACCAAUGGGCUCUAGGCUUGUGGCAUUGAUGCAGCGCGAGAAGCAGCAACAUCUACACAGCCUCAGCUGGAGGGACCUGGGAUCCAAUAACCCCGUCCCCACAGUUGGUUCUCCUGUAAAUGCAAAUUCUUUGUCUAAAUGGGGAUCUCCAAAUGGAAAAGUAGACUGGUCUGUGAAUGGGGAUGAACUAGAACUUUUACGGAGAUCAUCUUCAUCCGAUCUUCAGAAGAGCAAUGGUGAGGAGCCUGAUUUAACUUGGGUUCAGUCUCUAGUUAAGGAAUCGCCACCUGAGAUGAUGAAAGCGAAACCAACAGUUCCGGCUUCCAGUGCUGCAUCUUCCAGUGAGGGUUUGAGUUCUAAUUCUCUUACUGAUCCCAUCCACCAUUCGGUUAUUGGGGCAUGGCUUGAGCAGAUGCAGCUUGAUCAGCUUGUAGUCUAGCGAAUAAAUUCAUCUUAAUCACUCAAAUUGAUGAUAGUUAAAGCACAUUUUCACGAGGUACAUAUUAUUUUGUUGGGAAAUUUUGGGAAAGUAGAGAUGGUUAAAGCUUUGAGAAGAAUGACUUGAAAGGUUAAGGCAAAUGAUUCAAUCUGUUUUAUAUCUUCCAUUUUAUUGUUUACAAUAGAAAUUAAGAAAGUGGGAAGAAGAAGCCAGGCUUUGGUCUCUUUCUUCAAAAAUUUCUGCUUUUAGGAUUAUUCUUACUGCUAAAUUCUCUUCAAAGGAAAAAAAAGCUGAUACAAGACCUUUGUUGUAUCUUUUCAUGUCUGAUUUGUUUUGCUCUCAAAAUAUUUCAUUGGAUAGUUUGUUGACGAAGGACAUGGGGGCAAGGUGGGGUUGGGUGGAAGGGAAGGGUAAUUCGUUUUGAGGUUUCCAUGUUAUUGGGAUGCCAGUUUGUUUCCUUUUAUUGUUGUAAUACUAAAUUCAAAGCUAUUAUGUUUUUCUUUCCUAUUUUCAAUUUCAACCUUCUUGGCCUACUUAA